Molecule: messenger RNA, 708 nt
Organism: Lolium rigidum
Lineage: Eukaryota; Viridiplantae; Streptophyta; Magnoliopsida; Poales; Poaceae
Product: ethylene-responsive transcription factor WIN1-like
Exons: 2
Coding region: 1-708 (235 amino acids)
Biological process (GO): regulation of DNA-templated transcription
Molecular function (GO): DNA-binding transcription factor activity; DNA binding
Source: RefSeq, a predicted model, not a curated record
AUGGUACAGUCGAAGAAGAAGUUUCGCGGCGUCAGGCAGCGCCACUGGGGCUCCUGGGUCUCCGAGAUCAGGCACCCUCUCCUGAAGAGGAGGGUGUGGCUGGGCACCUUCGAGACGGCCGAGGAGGCGGCGCGGGCGUACGACGAGGCCGCCAUCCUGAUGAGCGGGCGCAACGCCAAGACCAACUUCCCUGUCCCCAGGAGCGCCAACGGGGAGAUCAUCGUCGCCCCACCGGUGGCAGCAGCGCGGGAUGGCCGCAGCAGCGGCGGUUCGUCCUCCUCCUUCGGCGCGUCCGGCGCCGGCAGCCUGUCGCAGAUCCUCAGCGCCAAGCUCCGCAAGUGCUGCAAGACGCCGUCCCCGUCUCUCACCUGCCUCCGCCUCGACACCGAGAAGUCCCACAUUGGCGUCUGGCAGAAGCGCGCGGGCGCCCGCGCCGACUCUAGCUGGGUCAUGACCGUCGAGCUCAACAAGGAGCCAGCAGUGGCGGCGGCUGCGGCGCCACCAACGCCCAGCGACAGCACCAUGUCGGCGACUCCUUCCUCGUCCACGUCCACAUCCACAACGACGGGCUCGCCACCAGCGUGCGCAAUGGACGACGAGGAGAGGAUCGCACUGCAGAUGAUCGAGGAGCUGCUGGGCAGGGGCGGCCCGGCCUCGCCGUCACAUGGCCUGCUGAUGCAUGGUGAAGAAGGCAGCCUGGUCAUCUGA